AUAAAGUUUAUAAACAAAAAUUAAAAAAUGUGUUCUAUGAAACAAAUGCAGUAACUAAGACAGUUUUUAUUGAAGAAUAAAUACAUCUUUAUUGAUCAAACGACAAUUGUUCCUUGGUCCUGCCAUGAAUGCCACCUCGCCAAAGUCAUCUCUGGUCAAGUUGGGCCUUCAUACCAACAAACAAAAGACGCUCAAGGUUAUGGUUUUGGGCCAAAGUGGCGUGGGAAAAACGGCCAUGGUGGUGCGUUUUAUCACUCGUCGCUUCAUUGGGGAAUAUGAUCCCAAUCUGGAGAAGAUAUACACCUGCCAGACCACUCUGGACAAGGAACAAAUUCAGUUUGACAUCCUGGAUGCUACCGGCCAUUUACAAGAACUAGAUGGAGUCACUCUGGAGUCCAACAUCCGGUGGGCGGAUGCUUUUAUACUGAUGUACUCCAUUACGGAUAAGUGUUCCUUUGACGAGUGCAGUCGCCUCAAGUUCCUUAUUAAUUACAACAAACGAAGACGCAAGCUGGGCUCUGCCAGUAAAGACUGCACUUUGGAUAUUCCUGUCAUUCUGGUGGGAAAUAAAACAGAUCAGCCUGGUGACAGGAUGGUUACCUUGGAGGAGGGUCAGCGUCGCUUCAGGGAAUUGUCCUGCGCCUGUUUCCAUGAGAUUUCAGUCAGAGAGAAUGUGGACCAGGUCCAGAAUGUAUUUCGAGAUGUGUUCCGCUUCUGGCGUGUCUUCAGCAAAUUCCCCAAGCUCAAACGUUCCACCAGCGAUGUGGCCAACUCGGCGGACGGUAUCCUGACUCCGGAUUCGGGUUCCUGUUCCUUCUACGAUGCCUCCUCGCUGGGAGCCGGUCGUCGUUCCUUCCUAGUCAUCGGCAGUGCUUGUCUGGAGGAAAGCAGCGGUGACCACACCGAGUCCACGGAUGAGAUUGCCAGCAGUAGCUUGAGUAGUUCUCGCAGCGAUAUCGACGCCCCCUUCCGAAGUCGAGCCUCCACGGACGGAACUCUGCUCUCCAGGCCACGAAGAUGGCGAUAUCCACCGCCGGGAUGCCUCCUGCCGCACACCAACCGUGUGGAGCGGAGGAUGAGCAUUUCCACCAGGGGCAGCAAUGCCAGCUAUUAAUUGGGAUUUAGUCGGGGGUUGACGGGGAAGCCAAGAGCUUAGUUAGUCAAAAUGUAGUGACAAAUAUAUAGCUAGAUGUUAUGAUGGACUUGAAAGGAGUU
Drosophila bipectinata is the source of this 1215-nucleotide messenger RNA. RefSeq names its product ras-related and estrogen-regulated growth inhibitor. NCBI's taxonomy places the organism in Eukaryota, Metazoa, Arthropoda, Insecta, Diptera, Drosophilidae. The record is from RefSeq and is a predicted model, not a curated record. Gene Ontology annotation, molecular function: GTP binding; GTPase activity.